Hypoxylon fragiforme is the source of this 1653-nucleotide messenger RNA. RefSeq names its product carbohydrate esterase family 3 protein. The record is from RefSeq and is a predicted model, not a curated record. The transcript is spliced from 2 exons. Lineage: Eukaryota; Fungi; Ascomycota; Sordariomycetes; Xylariales; Hypoxylaceae. Gene Ontology annotation, molecular function: phosphatidylcholine lysophospholipase A1 activity. Bases 175 to 1233 code for a protein of 352 amino acids.
GGAUCAAGAUGUUGGGACAGCGAUGGCGACGACAAACAUUUGGUCGCUCGGCACAUACAUGAAAACUCCAUGUAGCAUACUGACUUGUGAUCUCGAUGCGAUUCUUGUUUGAUUCAUACAUGGAAACUAUUUAACCAGGGAGUUUCUAUCAACUUACCACAAUCUACCUCAACCAUGGAGGUUGACGAAAAGAAGUCGUGGUUAUCACGCCUCUCUUUCUUUCGCAGCAAGAAGGCAAUCUUCGCUUUGAUUCUAACGGCCAUUGUAGCAAUUGUGCUGAUCGUUCUCGCUGCGACCGGGAUACUUCGGCCCAAUACUAGCGGCAGCGACAGCAGAAGCAACAGCCCCCCGCAAUCAAGCGACAACAAUACUGACACUCCUGCCGGCGUAAUUACUACGGCGAACGGAAUCACGAUAGGGGCAGGCAACUGGAAGCCCGAAAAUUCAACCCGCAUCGCCGAUGGAGUCCCACUCCGUAUUAUGGCGCUCGGCGCCUCGCUCAUCCGAGGCGAGUUCUCAACCACCAAUACAGGAUUUCGCAAGACAAUGCGCGACGAGUUAGUUGGCCUAGGUGUACCCGUCAACAUGGUCGGCUCCCAGCGGUUUGGGGAUAUGCUGGACAACGACCUCGAAGCCUACGGCGGCAAUCGCAUCAGCCAGAUCCACGAGCAUGCGACGCGCAUCGUGUCGCAACUACAGCCGAACCUGUUUGUCAUCCACGUGGGGAGUAACAACGUCUUGCAAGAUAUAGACGUUGACAAGGCCGGCGAGCACAUGGAAGGCUUUAUCAACUACCUCCUCAAGGCAUCGCCCCGGUCGACAGUGGUGUUCAGUACGUGCCUAACGAACACAGUCCCGGACUGCGAGCCCAAGAUCCUGGAAGUCAACCAGCAGUACCGCGAGCUCGUCAAGAAAUUCGACUCGAAGCCCGUCUUGCUAGCUGAAAUGCACUAUAGCGAAGGCUUCCCCGACCGGCCCCAGGUAGCGGAUAUCGGCCCGGAUGGUACGCAUCCCUUCGACUUCGGCUACGGUUUGAUGGGGAAUAUUUUCACGGACAGCAUUCAGGAAGCAGACAAGAAGGGAUACCUAAGGUGGCCUGUCGAGAAUGGGCUUGAGAGGGAUGGAGAUGCUGGACGAGCGGAUGCGACCGCGACGACCUCGGAACUCCCGCCGUCGACUAGUGCUGCGACGGCUACUUUGGCACGAGCUGCAAGACGGAGGAUACGGCCUUGAAUGAAUAAACGUGCAAAAUGACUACCUACCUUAGUUAUGCAUUGAACCUUUAGGCGCGCGGCAGAGUUAUCUGCUGUAGGUACCUAGGCAGGCAAUAUGUCUAGCCAUUGUGUAGCCAUUUAUCGUAUAGAUCAGACCAGUAAACCGCCAUAUGACGACCUAGGCUUCUAGAAGCCUAAGCACCUACGGAGACAGACCCUCCAAGGACUAGCAUCGGCUAAGCUUGCCUCAACAAAGGGGUUAAGAGAUGCAGCAUUCCCGUCGCGGGGAAUAAAAGAGACCAGGAUCUUGAGACGUGGUUCGUUAGGCCCGUGCGAAAUGGUGCCGACUAGACUCGCUCAUUUGGCGAUGACAUGGUGAUUGCUUUUGCAUCUCACGAAUCAAUCCAGUUGUAAAUAGAAACAGGAGUGCUAUUUACCU